CGGCGCCGCCGCCGGCCAGUCGUUUGACGCCUGCCGCGCGAGCGGGUGUCGUCACGGAGCGAACGAGUGUCGCCGUCGCAGCGCGAGUGUCACCGCGUGACUGCGAGCCGCCGCCGGCGCGUCAUGGACCUUGUAUGAGCGGGCGCGAGUGCGACCGCUGGAGCCGACGGGCACGCCGGUCGUGGAGCGCACGCCGUGGAUUCCGGGCGGCGCGGGCAUGCGCUUCGAGGGCGCGGAGCGGCGCGACGCCGUCGCCUUCCACCCGCUGCUGGCGCCGCGGCCGAGCGACUUCUCGGUGUCGGCGCUGCUGACGGCGGGGGCACUGCCGCCGCCGCCUUACCUGCCGGCCGCGCUGGCCGCUGCCGCCGCGCUGUCCGCGCCCUGUCCGCUGCUCAAGCCGCCGCCGCCGCCGUAUGCGCCGCUACCUCCCGACGACGACGGAGUCGUCGAUGACCCUAAAGUCACCCUCGAGGGGAAGGACCUAUGGGAGAAGUUUCACAAGCUCGGCACCGAGAUGGUGAUCACCAAGAGUGGCAGACGUAUGUUUCCUGCCUACAAAGUUCGCGUUUCUGGUCUUGAUAAAAAAGCAAAAUACAUUUUGCUAAUGGACAUCGUAGCUGCCGACGAUUGCAGAUACAAAUUCCACAACAGUCGGUGGAUGGUAGCCGGUAAGGCGGACCCUGAGAUGCCCAAGAGGAUGUACAUUCACCCUGACUCUCCUUCAACGGGCGAGCAGUGGAUGCAGAAGGUCGUCUCCUUCCACAAGCUGAAGUUGACGAAUAACAUCAGCGACAAACACGGAUUCGAGCUCAUCUAUAGCCAAAGCCAACGGAUGUUGUCAAAGUUGCUGUGGCCCAAUACGUCGCCUAGUGCGCCCAGAGAUCCCCACUCAGAUCAUUUGUGUGUUACGCAGACGAUCCUGAACUCAAUGCACAAGUACCAGCCCCGGUUCCACCUGGUGCGGGCCAACGACAUCCUCAAGCUGCCCUACUCGACCUUCAGGACCUACGUGUUCAAAGAGACCGAGUUCAUAGCGGUCACCGCGUACCAGAAUGAAAAAAUAACACAGUUGAAGAUUGACAACAAUCCUUUUGCGAAAGGAUUUAGAGAUACAGGAGCGGGGAAAAGAGAGAAAAAUCUGUCCGUGUACCGCAGGCAGGCGCUGCUGACGGCGCGGUCAGACACGCGGGAAGAUGACGAUGAAAGACCACUCGACGUCGGGGGGCCUUCCAGUCCGCCGCCGCCGCCGCCGCAGCACACUACCAGCUCAUGGUUUAGUUCAAGCGGGGGAGGAGCGGAUUCCGGCGCUGAUGAAGCUGGUUCAGAUUCUUCAUGUUCGGGCGGCGCACGCGCACAAUCCCCUCCUGCGGGUCCCUCGCGACCCUCUCCGGCACCAGACGUCUCACUCGGUCCUCCGGUUCAGCCACCUCUCUUACCAUACCUUUACCCUCCUUCACUGUACCCACCACCAUUCUUUCCUCCACAUCAAAUGCCACCAGGCCUCCUUUUCAAUCUUCAUCCUCUACUCCAGCAAUAUUCUCUCCCACCUCCGCCAGCGCCGCCGGCCCCUGCACCGGCGCCGUCACUCAGCAAAACGCAUAGGUUCGCACCUUACGCGCUGCCGGGCUUAGGAUCUGCUUUCGAACAAGUAGCUCCGAGAGCGAGAAGCCUCAGUUCAUCUCCGGCGCGGCCGAGGGCGGGCUCCCCUCCGGCACGAGCGGCCUCGGCUGACCCUCCUCCCGACGCUCCCACGUCUACGACGAGCGCCGCGACCCCCCCUGCGUCCGAUCUGAAAAGCAUCGAACGCAUGGUCAACGGUCUCGACGUCGAGACCCAGGACUGACUCGAGUGUACAUAAAGUGUGUUUAUAUCAGCUCCCGCGCCGGGGCGUCGUUUUGUAUCGUUCCUAUUUUGUUUUUCUGUCGAGUUCUAUUCGGGUCGAUCGUAAUGUUUGUAAAUAGUUAAGCUUACGCUAGAUGGUUGUUUAGUCGUCAUUAAUGUUCGAUGGACGAUCCCAUGGGAAUUACUCGUUUGCAGAAAGCUUUUAUUUUUACCAUAGAGAAAUAUAAUCUGUCAAGAUUUAAAUUACUUUUUUUUUAUGUAAAGAUAUAUUUUUGAUACAAACUGUUUCAUUUGUUCGCCUGUGACUUAUCAAUGUUAACUAAAAAUAGGUAAAUAUUAUAUUAUAAUUAUUUUCGAGCUAACUAUGGUCAUAAUAAAAGUUUCCCUCUAUUUCGUAUAUUGCAACAUUUUCGUUCUCCUGCAAACUCAGUUAAGUCAAUGCUAAUACUGAUUUGUCGUCAGUGCGUAAAUUUAAAAGAGGUUUUAUAUCCGAACUGUCAAAGUGACAUUAAAACAGAUAAUGUGGCAAUCGAAUUAACAGUGACGUCACAUCGAACACGUAGUUUGAAACACAAUAGUUUUCACGUUAGAUUCUCCACUGCAAUAGCAAUAGGAAUACAAUUGUCGAUGAAAAGGGCUUACGAUAUACACUAAGGAAUGUAGAAUAUUAUACUUCUCCUUUUAUUAAGAAUAUCUGAAGACAAAAAUUGAAUAUGUUAAGGUUUUUAUGACUUUUUCAUUAUUAUUUCAUUCUCCUACACGAUCUAACCUCAUUUUAUCGAUACUCUAAUAUUAGAGAGCCCCUUUCAUCGAAAUUUUUCAAUAUGUUUCAUUUUCCCACUCUAAUAGAAUAAAAUACCUAAAUAAAUAAUAUUGCUUUAUUUUGUAAAUACAAUUUGUAAGUUUUAUUUACGUGUUUACUAAUCGACAUAUUUUGAAAAUAUGUUUUGUCAAUUGUGCUGUGAAAAGAGUGCGUUUAGUUUUUAUUUACAAAAUUUGAAAAAAGAACAAAUUAUAAAAAAAGUAAAUUAACUAUUCUAUAGAGUAUUUAUUGCCCUUAAUUGUUUUUUUUUUAAUGUAUAAAUGUAUGCAAGAAUAAUUUUAUAUUUUCUUACUAUUUGUAUACUAUUUCAUGAAGUAAAAACUAAACGCAACUGAAAAAAAUAAACGAUUGAUAAAAAUCUAACUGUAAGUUAAAUUUUGUAAUAUAUAGUUGAUAAAUAUUUAGUUAAAAUACAAAAUAUAUAAUUAUAAAUGAAUAUAAUUUUCCAUGGAAUUCAUUAAAUAUAAGCGCAUUAAAGUUUAACUGGAAAUAGACGUACAUAUGUGAAAAUUGUAAUUUCUUUUUUCUUUUAUUUCACCAUUAACAAGCCAACGAUUUGAGUAAAAGACGCAUUAACGUAUUUGAUUUGCCAUUUUUCUACAGAUUAAAAAAACAUUGCUUGGUGAAAUUGAAUGAGACUGUAACAAAUAUGACACCUGUAUUGAAAACUAUUCAUUAAAAUAUAUAGAUAAAUCUAUUGACAAAAUCAAUAA
Molecule: messenger RNA, 3378 nt
Organism: Vanessa tameamea
Lineage: Eukaryota; Metazoa; Arthropoda; Insecta; Lepidoptera; Nymphalidae
Product: optomotor-blind protein
Exons: 8
Coding region: 218-1843 (541 amino acids)
Biological process (GO): regulation of transcription by RNA polymerase II; cell fate specification; positive regulation of DNA-templated transcription
Cellular component (GO): nucleus
Molecular function (GO): RNA polymerase II cis-regulatory region sequence-specific DNA binding; DNA-binding transcription factor activity, RNA polymerase II-specific
Source: RefSeq, a predicted model, not a curated record